Messenger RNA from Sclerotinia sclerotiorum 1980 UF-70, 5070 nucleotides. RefSeq lists its product as hypothetical. The record is from RefSeq and is a predicted model, not a curated record. Gene Ontology annotation, molecular function: ATP binding; nucleic acid binding. The transcript is spliced from 4 exons. NCBI's taxonomy places the organism in Eukaryota, Fungi, Ascomycota, Leotiomycetes, Helotiales, Sclerotiniaceae. The coding region runs from base 1 to 5070 and encodes 1689 amino acids.
AUGGAGAAGGCUUGGGAUCCUCAUCUUCAGGGAAUGAUGGAUAAUACAAGUGGUGAUACAUCUAAUAGCGAAACCAAUCAUGAAGAUGGUAAAAAUCAAUCAUUUUCAACCAACUUCUUUGCAAGUAAAGACUCUCAACAGCUACCUCCGGAAACAGGAUUCAGCUUUGGACCAUCUCCAAUGCGAGGUGCUCAACAACUAUCUGGUUCAAGACAUGGACAGGAUAACAGUGUGCGGGGUCUACACGAUAACGUUAAGUUUGAUCGUUCAUCUGGAUAUUUGAUGGCUCAAAGUGUCGAACCACCUGCCUCUACUGGUUUCACUUUUGGUCCGGCACCAAGGCAGCUUGCACAGAAGAUGACUCCUCCUAGUCAGAAUACAAAUGUGCCAGCUCUAUUUAACAUUCCAAGACAUGAUCCACUUCCGGCUUACUUGAAUCGGCCCUCGUUCGAGCCAUCCCAAUCUAUGCAAAGACUCCCUUCAUAUCCUGCCAAUGGCAAUGGCACCAGCCAAGGCCGCUUGUCUCUUCCUAGCUUCUCUUCUCAUAUGCAAGCAGACUCGAAUUCCUUUCGUGAAGGAAAUGAUUCUAGAGUUUUGACAACUGCAGAUAAUUACUUCAAACAGCAGAUAUUGCAGGAUAUCGAAUUGAAAACCAAACCGAGAAACAGUCAAACAUAUUCUUCGACAUUCGGCACUGGUCAAAUACAGAGUCCUCUCACACAGCUUGCCAACAAUAUGAUUUCGCAGACGUCUAUGCCGUUGCAGAAGCCUGUUGGACCUAGUCCUCCAGGACAGAACAUUUUUCAUACGCAGGCAAUCUCACCCAGUGACAAAUACGCUGUAUCUUCAAGUGCUUCUCAAGUACAAAGCAUAAAUCGCAAUGCAGAGAAUUCUGGUUUCUCUCCUGCCCAGCAAACCUCUUCCGGUAAUGCCGGACAAUUCAAAAAUGAUCGGCAAAUUAUUGCCUUUGGAAAUGCACCACCAUUGGCUCAUGGAAUCCAGCUUGUUUCCCCUCAUGAACUUCCAGAUAGGUUUAGACAGGUCUUCCCUUAUGAACUAUUCAAUGCUGUACAAUCUAAAUGUUUUGCACCAAUUUACAAGACGAGUAAUAAUAUCGUUGUAUCAGCGCCGACUGGAAGUGGCAAGACUGCUCUCAUGGAACUAGCUAUCUGCAAACUGGUUGAGAGCCAUGGUUCUGGACAAUUUAAAAUCGUUUACCAAGCACCCAUAAAAUCGCUUUGUUCAGAACGUAUGAAGGAUUGGACUAAGAAGUUUAGUCAUUUGAAUUUACCUGUUGCGGAACUUACAGGUGAUACGAGCAAUGCUGAAAUGAGUCGGGUAGGCAGUGCAUCGAUUAUCAUUACCACGCCCGAAAAAUGGGACAGCAUUACUAGGAAGUGGACGGAUUAUCAAAAGCUUUUACAAUUGGUGAAGUUGUUUUUGAUUGAUGAGGUUCACAUUCUUAAGGAUGCGAGAGGAGCUACUCUUGAGGCUGUAGUCUCUCGGAUGCAUUCAAUUGGAGCCAAUGUCCGUUUUGUGGCUUUGAGUGCCACGGUUCCGAAUUCGCACGAUAUUGCCACUUGGCUCGGGAGAGACUCAAGUAGUCGUCAAUUGCCUGCUCAUCGAGAAACUUUUGGUGAAGAAUUUCGACCUGUCAAGCUACAAAAGCAUGUUCAUGGGUACGAGAGUCGUGCAAACGAUUUUGCUUUCGAGAAGAUUCUUGAUGGCAAAAUUCCUGCUUUGAUUCAAAAGUAUUCAUGCAAGAAGCCUAUCAUGGUUUUCUGUUUUACAAGAAAAUCGUGUGAGGGUACUGCGGCUAUUCUUGCAGAAUAUUGGACUAGACAGAGAAAUGUUGAUCGUGCUUGGCCAGCUCCAACCAAUCGAACAGUAGUAGGAAAUAAAGAUCUACAAGAAUUAGUAGGAUGUGGUGUCGCCUAUCAUCAUGCAGGUCUUGAUUCUCAAGAUAGAUCUGCUAUUGAAACAGCAUAUCUGAAAGGAGAUAUCAGUGUGAUUUGUUGCACCUCGACGCUUGCGGUUGGAGUCAAUCUACCCUGUCAGCUCGUGGUUUUAAAGGGCACAGUCUGCUUCCAAGAUAGUGGUCUUGUUGAAUAUUCAGACCUUGAGGUUAUGCAAAUGCUAGGACGUGCAGGAAGACCUCAGUUCGAUGACAGUGCCACUGCAAUCAUCAUGACCCGAAUGGACAACACAGAUCGGUACAAGAAGAUGAUCUCGGGUCAGGAUGUUUUGGAGAGCACGUUACAUUUGAAUCUUAUUGAGCAUUUGAACUCAGAAAUUGGACUGCGCACCAUCAAGACCGCCUACGAAGCCAAAGUAUGGUUAGGAGGGACUUUCUUGAGUGUUAGGAUGAGACAGAAUCCUAAUUAUUAUAAGUUUUCUGGAGUAGCUCCUAGUAGGGAUGCGGAUCAGCAGCUCGAGUUGGUCUGCGAAAGAGACAUUAAGCUUCUUCAAGAUUAUGAACUCGUCACAAAGGAGGACUUUUUCUCUUGUACGGAAUAUGGUGCUGCUAUGAGCCGAUAUAUGGUUCAAUUCGAAACGAUGAAGUUACUCUUGAGUAUUCCUCGUCAUUCAAAGACAGAACAGAUCUUGAGUACCGUAUGUCAAGCAGCCGAAUUUAAAGAUCUACGAAUGAAACCAAAUGAGCGAUCCAGUCUUCGGGAAUUCAACAAAUCACCGAUGAUAAAGUUUCCCAUCAAGGACAACAUAUCAACGACAGCGCAUAAAAUCUUUCUCAUGAUUCAGGUCCAGCUAGGUGGGAUUGAACCUUUGGCCACUAAUGACUUUCGAAUCAUCAGCCGACAAUUUAGCAUGGAGACUAAUAUCAUACUGGAUCGAGUUCAACGUUUGAUUAGAUGUGUUAUUGAUUGUAAAGCCUUUGAUUGUGAUUCAAUCUCUACACGCUUUGCUCUCGAUCUUUCUAGGAGUAUUGCAGCUGGCUUCUGGGAGCACUCAUCUUUACAAUUGAGACAAGUCCCACAAAUUGGACCAGCAUCGUUGCGCAAGUUGGCUGGCAAUAAUGUCAAUUCAGUGGAAAAGCUUGCUGGACUUGAUACAGCAGGAAUUGAGAGAGUCAUGAGCAAGAACCCUCCAUUUGGGAAAAAAAUGAAGGAUAAUUUGAUGGAAUUUCCCCGGUUGACUCUCACAGCCGAGAUUUUAGGGAGAGCCUUUUCAAAAGCAGGGGCGCAGCCAAAGGUCAAAGUCAAUGCUGUCCUUGGAUAUAAAAAUGAUAAAGUACCAAACUGGUUGGGUAGGAUACCAUUCUUGACGUUUAUAGCCGAAAUAUCGAGUGGAACCUUGGUGUAUUUCUGGCGUGGAAAUAUCAAACGAUUGUUGAAUGGCAAUAAGCAACAGUUCACCGUCGAGCUUUCAUCACCGGAUGAUGAGAUAAAAUGUUGGCUCGCAUGCGAUGAGAUUGUUGGUACUCUGCAAUCUUGCGUUUUAAAUCACGAUAUCCCUGCGGUUGAAUUUCCUCCUCCCAAAGUUGUGGUCGAAGAGCAAUCCAUCAUGAAUAAGUCGAGAACAGAGCAAGUGGCUACAUCUGAUGAAUUUGACGAUGGGAUUGAUGAUGAUGCUAUGCUCGCAGCAGCUAAGCAAGUUGAGGGUGGACGUCGAGUUUCUAGUGAUUAUGGAUCUGAUGCCUUUAUUGAUAUUGACACAGUCGAUUUGGUCAAUUCUGUCAACAAUAAGAGAUCAAGAGAUGAGGUCGAUCAACCAGAAGCAGUCAAAAUGUAUAAUGGAAAGUGGGCAUGCAAUCAUCAUUGUCGUGAUGGGAAUACAUUGAAGAACGGCCAGCUUUGCAAGCAUAGGUGUUGCAGGGAGGGACUUGAUAAACCUAGGAAAAUUACCAGGAAGAAGUCCACAACCGACAGUAUCGAAGAUCAAGGUUCGAAGUCUAGCAAUAAGAUCAAAGGAGCUGUGACCAAGCCUAUGAACAUUCAAUCUUCUAAUAGCAAGCAACUCCCAAAACUGGCCAAGAAACCUCGACUUAUGCCAUCAGGUGCUUCAGGUUCCGAUCAACAUGAUGUGGAAGUAAUUGAUCUUUCGGAAACCAUACCUCCAGUAAUAUAUCCCGAUGUGGCAUCUAAAGAUUAUCAAAAAUUACAUAAAUUACAUACAAGCAUUCAGAAAGAUACAUCUGUUCGACUUCCGAAAAAUCAACCGAAGUUCUCAUACGCCAAUGGAGAGAUGUUCAGUCUUUCCUUCAUGAAUAAAGGUGCCUCUGAGUCCGAGAAGAAAGAUGAAUCGGAUCCUUUUGAUUCUGAUGGGUAUGAAUUUCCGUCACCUUCUACUCUUUUGAAAGGCGAUAUGCAUAAGGAUAAGAGUGUCUCUAUUCCAGCAACUCAAUUACCACCUCCAGCUAUGGGUAUAUCUAGAUAUGAGAGUAAGAGUCAACAGGAUUCUGCUGAAGAUUCAUUUGAUGAUCCAACGGGUAGUCUCGAAGAUGCAAUGAUAGGCCUAGAUGAUUCCAUGAACCUUCGACCCGCUACACCCAAACUCAACACGAGCUUCGCUAAUAAUGUAUUUGAUUUUGCGGCAUUUGAUUCCGAGGAAGCGUAUACUCAACAAUUCUCUAGCCCUUUGAUGAGUCAGGCACAGAAAAGAAAUACUCAGGCGGAAGUUGAUGAUGACGAUCUGGAUGUUGUCAUGCAAUCUAUGAAGCGACAGCAAUCUAGUCCAUGGAUGAGAGAUUUUCGCAAUGGAAAUAUGAUGAGUCAUAAUCAGGGAGAUGGAGAUGAGCAUAGUUAUGAUGACAGUCCAGCUUUGCCUCAGAUGAAGAGAAGAAGAGUUGAUGAUGGAGAUGAUGAGAGUGGUCUUCGGAGCACGAUGAAGAAUUCCGAGGACAUGAAAUCUACCAGUGGAAGUAGUGCUCCAGCAUGGGCCAAUGAGAUGGGAUCUGAAAUUCUAGAUGAUGAGGAGAAUGAAGAGAAUAAGAAGGGAGAAAAGCAGAAGUUUGGUAUAAAGGCCAAUAUUCGACCUGAACCUGCUUGGGUUGGUGAGAUGGAUCAGGACUUCAUCAAUAUGUUUAGAGGAUAUGUUGAUUUUAUGGAUUGA